Messenger RNA from Penicillium longicatenatum, 363 nucleotides. RefSeq lists its product as uncharacterized. Bases 1 to 363 code for a protein of 120 amino acids. The record is from RefSeq and is a predicted model, not a curated record. NCBI's taxonomy places the organism in Eukaryota, Fungi, Ascomycota, Eurotiomycetes, Eurotiales, Aspergillaceae. The transcript has 2 exons.
AUGCGAUUCACAAACAUUUUCCUCCCUCUAUUUGCGGCUCCCAUGGCUCUGGCUGUCGCUGCCCCAGAACCCAACCCCGUCGCUGCCCCCGCGCCGGCCAGUACCUCCGGCCUCCUAAGCACAAUUACCGAGCUCGAGAGCCUGCUCACCGAUGAGAACAUCAACAACCUUCAGACUAUCAUCACCAAUGCUGCUAAGGUCCUUUCCGAUGAUAAUACCAACACACUACAGACCAUCUUGACCAACGCUGGAUCCUUGUUGACCAAGGAGUUUGUGGAUAACACCACUACUUUGAUCGGAGAUGCUACACCGCUUAUCGAGGAUGUGUCAAAACUCCUUGGAUCUCUGCUUGGGUCACUUUGA